Messenger RNA from Penicillium griseofulvum, 2055 nucleotides. RefSeq lists its product as uncharacterized. Lineage: Eukaryota; Fungi; Ascomycota; Eurotiomycetes; Eurotiales; Aspergillaceae. The transcript has 7 exons. The record is from RefSeq and is a predicted model, not a curated record. Bases 1 to 2055 code for a protein of 684 amino acids.
AUGCGAACCAUAAAGGACUUAUGGUUUAAUAAACCAGCAUUCACUCGUGUCAACUCGAACAGCACAUCCGAGAAGAAAGAAAGCGCCGAACUCGCAACCGAAUCCUCACCCCUCACCGAACCGCCCUCUUCCUUUGUAUUCGAUCAGAUAUCACCUGAAUCUGAACAAGAUGCUGAAGCACACUCAAACGCGGCGCUAUAUCUGUCAACUCAAGAUACCCUUCUUCAACCCCCUGCACGGCAACAAAGUUUCCAAAGCAUCGACUCGGCCACCGGGGUUUCAUCUCUGAAUGAGAGCUUUAGUGGAUCUCAGCGCAUCAUGAAAGAUGGCAAAGAAGUUGUCAUUAGCUCAGAUGGAGAAGACACAGACUCAAUAUGCUCAUUAGAGGACCCGAAGAACCUUUUCGCUCCAAAAUCUAAGCAGAAGGACGAGUUCACACCGGCCAAAUUCACCACGAAGAUAUCAUCGCCAAAGAAAUAUAGACACAAUAUUGACUCUCUCGUCUACGAUGCAGUGGAUGAUAACGAGGUCGAAGCCAGUGUCGCUCGGGCGAAAGCCAAUUAUGUGCGAAAGGAACUGAACAGCAAGGAGACCAGAAUCGACCCGUCUAACACUGGAUAUGCUCUGAAUGAAAAUAUGUUGAUCUCAGCGCUUGGCGAGAACGAAGACGGUGUCGGAGGUCAACGUUUGAUAGGUGCUAUUAGAAGAACCGAUGCUCUUGACCGCGGCCGUGCCUGGCCAUUCUUUGAUUGCACACAAACACUGCCCCCGGCCCCCCAAUUUCCACGGGAUCUGUUCGCACCUGGGACGAGUAUGGAUAUAUUAAGGGAAGCUGACUCCCGCGAGCGCCAGUUCAUGUCAGGCGAAUUUAUUCAGAUGGCUUUGUCCAAAGGGCUUGUGCCAGACGCAUUCGUUUUGUGGAUGUUUCGUUCAAUACCCUAUGAACGUCGAGAGGAAUUGAGCAACGCUUAUUACCGAACUAUUAAGAAUAUGGAUGUAGAGCGAUUAAAGUUGCUCAUCCGUCCAGCCGAUAUCAAUGAUCUUUUCUCGCGGUUGGGUGCUCGGAGCCAGGCUUUGGAUCCUUCCAAGGAGAUUAUUCCAGUUCUUUCGCAAUAUAUCACUCCGGAGUCUGCGUUGAAAGACCAUACUACCUUUGUUUCAGUCCUGAGAUUACUUAGAGAAACUGCUGGCUUAUUUGCAGAAGACACCCAAGAGCAGGUGGUGCUCCUACUGCUACGUCUUACUCUCGAUGUUUCAUUAACGGCGAUUUCCACGGUAUCUUCGGAGCUUCAGUGGACCAUCAAUGCUGUGCUGGAUCCUGAGAAUUUUCAAGAACCCAGUGCCAAAGAUUCGUUGAGUCGAGUUUGCGCCACUUUCUACUCCACGAUACAUGAUGUCUGCAUCCAAAGUCAAAUUGUACAUCAUAUAUUACCCACGUCUCCAUGGUUUGCGCUGAUACGAUGUCGCCUGGCCGUUGCGUUUCUACUACAAAGGCCUGAUCCUCUCACCGAACCCCCUGAAAAGUUGCUCGAUAUUAAACGUAUCACAUUGCUACUGAUCCGCGAUGAGCGUUUCCAAGUCAAGCGAUUCAAGGGUAUUGCCGACUAUGACUGGAGGGAACUAACUUCCCUCACGGCUCUUCUCAAUGUCGCGAUUGACUCGUCUUCGUUGGAGUUAAAUUUCAACAGUACACAAACCGAGAAAGACUACAACGCUGCCAUCGACAGGCUGGCAGCUCAAAUCAAGAUGAUAUUCUGCUCCAUUCAGGAUUCCGGUGCCUCACAUGUGACACGGACGGUAGCAAAAAGUGAACUCGAGGCCUUGCAUUACCGAAUCGUCUAUUCUGUUCGGUCCAAGCCACCGCCGAAAACCACUAUUUUCGAGUCACAUGUAAAGGAGGGAGACAUUCGAACCCAUUUCAGCAACUUUGCUGCACUUGCUGCUAGAAAACAAAAUACAGAAACCAGACUAGAAACGAACCCGUCUGUGGCGCCAGUCGGCGCAGGUAAUGGUGGCACAGAGAUUCCCAUCCGCGCACAUGACCAGGUAUCCUGA